Messenger RNA from Homo sapiens (human), 11776 nucleotides. It is a transcript of the gene SDR42E1, whose product is annotated as short chain dehydrogenase/reductase family 42E, member 1. Gene Ontology annotation, molecular function: steroid dehydrogenase activity, acting on the CH-OH group of donors, NAD or NADP as acceptor; oxidoreductase activity, acting on the CH-OH group of donors, NAD or NADP as acceptor. The transcript is spliced from 4 exons. The record is from RefSeq and is a predicted model, not a curated record. NCBI's taxonomy places the organism in Eukaryota, Metazoa, Chordata, Mammalia, Primates, Hominidae. Gene Ontology annotation, biological process: steroid biosynthetic process. The coding region runs from base 339 to 1520 and encodes 393 amino acids. Gene Ontology annotation, cellular component: membrane.
GCCCCAGCUGUGGUGAUGGGUAGCUAGGAGGCCUGGGCCUCUCUGCCUGCUGUAGCCGUCUGCCGCGCCCUUGUUCCUGCAGCUGGCGGAGGAAACAGAGGUUCAGUGAAUUGCCUAGGGUAACACAGGGAAUUGGUGGAAGAGCCAAGUCUAAUGCCCAGAUUUCCAAACUGGGAGUCUUAACCCUUCAUCAGUGCUACCUGUGCCACAUGGGAGAAGAUGGGCCACCUCCAAUUCAUUUUCUCUGGGAACUGCAGGAACCACAAUGAGGUUGCAGAAUGUGUUAACAGUGAAAGCCCUCACAGGACUCAGGUCCAGUUAUCUUUUGACUGCCACAUAUGGACCCCAAAAGAUCUCAAAAGGAAAGUGUCCUCAUUACAGGAGGAAGUGGCUAUUUUGGUUUUCGCCUGGGCUGUGCCCUGAACCAAAAUGGAGUCCAUGUGAUUCUGUUUGACAUCAGCAGCCCUGCUCAAACCAUUCCAGAAGGAAUCAAGUUUAUACAAGGAGACAUCCGCCACCUGUCUGACGUAGAGAAAGCCUUCCAGGAUGCAGACGUCACUUGUGUGUUCCAUAUUGCCUCUUAUGGUAUGUCAGGGCGGGAGCAACUCAAUCGAAACCUGAUCAAAGAAGUCAACGUCAGGGGCACAGACAACAUCCUCCAGGUUUGCCAAAGGAGAAGGGUGCCCAGGUUAGUUUACACCAGCACUUUCAAUGUCAUCUUUGGAGGUCAAGUUAUCAGAAAUGGGGAUGAAUCUCUGCCCUACCUGCCUCUUCACCUCCACCCUGAUCACUACUCUCGGACAAAGUCAAUUGCAGAGCAGAAGGUGCUGGAGGCGAAUGCUACACCCCUGGACAGAGGCGACGGUGUCUUAAGAACCUGCGCUCUGAGGCCAGCUGGCAUCUAUGGGCCUGGAGAACAAAGACACCUUCCCAGGAUAGUCAGCUACAUCGAGAAGGGUCUGUUCAAGUUUGUCUACGGGGACCCCAGGAGCCUGGUUGAGUUUGUCCACGUGGAUAACUUGGUGCAGGCUCACAUUCUGGCCUCAGAAGCCCUGAGAGCUGACAAGGGCCAUAUUGCCUCUGGGCAGCCCUACUUCAUCUCAGAUGGCAGACCCGUGAACAACUUUGAGUUCUUCCGGCCUCUGGUUGAGGGCCUGGGCUACACAUUCCCGUCUACCCGCCUGCCAUUGACCUUGGUCUACUGCUUUGCUUUUCUAACAGAGAUGGUUCACUUCAUUUUGGGUCGACUCUACAACUUCCAGCCCUUCCUCACUCGCACUGAAGUUUACAAAACUGGUGUCACACAUUAUUUUAGCUUAGAGAAAGCCAAGAAAGAGCUAGGUUAUAAGGCUCAGCCAUUUGACCUCCAGGAAGCAGUGGAAUGGUUUAAAGCCCAUGGUCAUGGCAGAAGUUCUGGAAGUCGUGACUCGGAGUGUUUUGUUUGGGAUGGGCUAUUGGUCUUCCUCCUGAUUAUAGCAGUUCUCAUGUGGCUGCCUUCUUCUGUGAUUCUGUCACUGUGAAGGAGGGGCCAGAAAUAAGGUGAUCACAGUUGGCUGAGAUGGUUCUCAAGAAACAUGGGUUUUAAAAUGUGUACAGUGAUAUCUGGUGCCAAACAUUGGCUCUUCAAAUUGCUACUUAAGAAUAGGUUCUUGGAUUGAAUCUUUAUGUCUUAUUUCCUUGCACUAAUCCAGAUGGGAAUGAAAAAGCAGAAGCAGAGAUUAGUUUGAAAUUUGAUUUGUUAUGUGCUUCUGUUUUAGGUGGGUACAAUAGAAGUCAGUUUGGAGCCAUAGAAGUAGGCUUAGUUGAGUUGGAGAUGCCCAUCUUGAAUUUCUGAGAGGGCAAGAUAUACUUAUUUCCAUUUUAUGCAGUCUGCAUCUACCUAAAACCUCUGACUGAUGUGGGAAUGGCGAAACACUAUCAGGCUUGAAUGCGUGUGAAAAACACCAAAUUGGCCCAGAUCCCUAACAGAGCAAUCCUCGAGGGGAUGGUGGCUAUUGCUGGAGAGGCAUUAGCUAUUCACAGGGUACGUUUUAGGUGUUAACUUUUGCCCUUUAUGAUAUCAGGGCAUUAUGCCUAUGUGAACACAUGGUAAUGUUUGAUGUUUAGGCCUUUAUUCUACCUCAUAGGAUUCUUUUGAGGAUUAAAUUCAAGCAUACAAAGCGCUCCUCAACACACAUAGCCAUUCUUUUUAUCAGAAUUGUCAUGGUACAUUCCUUAUGAGGGCUUUCUUCCUCAGUGUUCUCUUUAGAGGGCUAUUGCUACUGGACUUUCUGCAAUGUCUUUGGGUGUGCCCUCAGAGCCUGCAACAAGUGUAUUUGGAUAUACUCUAUUUGUAAAGUUUAGGCCUCUAAGAAGGCCACAAUGAAGCAACUAAAAAUCUGAUGAUUAAGGGAGUCAAUCAAGCUGAUGCCAUUUUUAGUUUAAAAAUGAAGCAGAGCUCUAAACUCAUAGAUGGGUUUUCUUACUGGGAAGAAGAUUGGCUCUCUGAAGACAGCUUCCAAUGAGGAAUGUAUUGAACAAUGGCAGCACUGUCUGGCCACCCACAAACUGUUACAGAUGAUCCAGUUACACUGUUGCAUAGGAACCCAAGUGGAAAGAAGACAGAGUCCAUGUCUGUCCAUGGCUCCAGCUACAGAAAGGAUAGUAUGGGAACAUUACAAGGGGGAUACAUUACUGUGGAAAGUUCUGCUAGAGUUAGUCUUGAGAGUAUCUGUAAAAUACAAAUAGAUGAGCAAUCCCUGUGGAAUGCUGCCUGGAUAUUUUCAGAAAAGCUCUGAACUUGAUGUCAUAAUACCAACACCGUGAAUAUCGUGUGUGGCCUUAACCAAGGAACAGAAGCCCUUUAGAACUUAGCUUCCUCACUUGGGAGCUGGGACUGACUGCAUUUGCCCUUUGUAUAAACCCACCCACCCCAUAGGGUUCACUGGGAGCAUAAAGCAAGAUGUGGUGAAAGUACUUCUAAUAUAAAUUGCAACAUCAGUAUGAGGUGAUGGUAGUGAUUGUUUUUAGGAAAACGUGUUUGGAGUCUUUUCUGUCAUAAAGAAGCUUUUGCAUUAGCCUGGGGUUAACGCAUAUGAGCACCUGCCAUGUAUUGUUCUAGAACUGCUUGAAUAUCCUCAUCCCCAGAGCAGGUCAUCCAAGACAGCAGGGUGGAAGCUGCAUUGUCCUUUAUGACUUGGCCUCAAAUGUCACAGUGUCAUUCCACAGUAUAUUGGUUAUGCAGGUCAAUCCUAUUCAGUAGGGGAAGGAAAUACACAAAGGUAUUUCCGUAUUAUACCAGAAGAGGGAGAUGGUCAAAGGCGAUCUUGGAGGCUGAGCUCUUGGCCCGAUGUGAGUCAUCCUUCCUUUUCCAUGAAACGUUGCCCACAUUUCCAGCUACAAAGCUUUUUCUGCCUGCUUCUUGCCAGAAGGAUUUUAGGGGCCCAACGGCUGUGUUAACAUUUUGCACUAUAUCCCUUUCCAUUCAAGCUGGCAGUGGUACUGGGAACAUUAUUUUGAAUGCGUCACCUGAGUCUUAUUGCAGUUCACUCACAAAAGCCACACCCACAAAUCUCUGAGGUAAGUUCUCCACUGUGAGCUUCUGCUCAGACUGCCAAGGGACAAUACGCUGUGCUUCUUAGAAGCCUUACUGUCUGAACAGCUCUCUGGGGUGCCACAUCAGGCCUUUCUGAGAUCUUAAAAAGAUUUUAUACUCACAGCCACAGCCAUGCACUGUCGUUUCCACAGUCUCGGGUGUUUACACAGGUUAGCCGUAUUCAGUGUGGGAGGAGACUACACAAGGAUAUGAAUACCAGGAGGUGGUGUCAUUGGAGGCCAACGUGGAACCUGGCUACCACAUUCCUGCUUCCAUAUCUCCCCAAUUCUGUUACUGUCUCCCACUCCAGCUUGAAAUGGUAGAUUUUCUCAGUGCUCAUUCCUUGGCCCUGUUCUAAUACCAUACUUUCUCCCUAGGUGAGCUCACCUAAGCCCAUGGCCUCCAUUUUCAUCUCCCAGCCCAAAUAUGUACUACUAGAUGUACAGUUCCAGACCACUCCUGGGCUCCAGACUCAUAUCUAAGUACUUCUGCAACUCCACAUGGAUGUCCCACAUGCACCUGUCAGCCAGUGUAGCCAAAGUGGAAUUCAUAAUCCUCUCCCACCCCAAAUUCUUACAGGGCUCCCUUCCUUAGUAAAUAUCUCCACUACCUGCUGAAUUUCCCAUCCCAGAGAUCUGGGAUAAUCCCUGACCCCUGCCCUCUCCCAGACUUGACACACCUAACCCAUGUUUAAGCCAGUUGAUUUUUACUUGUAAUCAUGCCUUAAAACUGCCCAAGGUAUAGGUGUACCUUCUCUCCCAUAGAUUCCACUAGUAGCCCAUUUGCUCUUCCACCCAUAUCCACACCCUCCUUCCUUCAGUCCAUUCUCCACAUGCCUAGCCAAGAGACUCUAUAAAGGUGCAAAUCUUUUGUCACUUCUCUGCUGAAAACUUUCCUUAGGUUGAGAAUCUUUAACGUGAUCAAGAGGCUUUGUCUGAACUGGCCCCUUGCCUGUCUCUCUAACUUCAUCUCACAUUAUUCUGCCUUCUCUGCCCCAAUUACACUGACCUUUUUUAGGUUCCUGGGCUCCAAGCUUCUCAGGCUCCCUGCUCCUCCUUUUGGCCUGAAUAAUGUUUAUUUCGUGUCUCUUGUUAAGUCUCUUUCUAGAGGCCUUCACUGAUCCCAGCAAUUUAAGAUUGGUGCUCCUGCUACAAAUGAUGCUACAGGCCUGUCAUAGCUUCCUGCCUUUCUUUUAUAGCAUUGCUCAUAACUGUAAACAUUUGUACGGUUAUUUGUUUAAUGCCUGUUAGCUCUAUGAGGGUGGGAACUUUGUCUUGCUUACAGCUGUACUCCUAAUGCCCGGCACAGUGCAGGAGUUCAAUAAGUAUUUGUCCAAUGAAUGCUGUUUUCCCAUCUGCUAUGGAUGAACACUCUUUUCUAGCACACAGAUAACUCACUGUUUCUAAUCUUUUGGAGACUGGGGAAAAUAGCCAACCUACACUAGAACUGUCGUAACUAAGUCAAGAUUAGAUGAGGUCUAGUGAGUAAGGGAAGUCAUUGUCUAUAUGAUCUGGUGGAGUAUUAAUGCUAUAAGGAGGUCAGGGAAUGGGGAAGGAAUGUGGGCCAAGUGAUUUGUGCUCCCUCCACAUCUCAGCUGAAAACUCACCACUUUAAAAGACUUAGUCUAUUUCCUGAAAGGGAGCUCCCCUUCCUUUCUAUGGUCAGGAGACGCUGCAGUUAAGAAAUUCUAUUAGUUCUAGGGUUCCCAGCUGCCCUCACCUUGCCUCAACCUUAGAUUGAAUCACUCAACCCUGCCUAACAAUAAAAUUAUGCUCACACUUGUGCACUUGGGGAUGCUCUCAGAGGUCUGGGCAGAAGCCACCCAGCACUGCUACCUCACCCAUGGCUUCUGAGGAGUGUGUGGGAGGUUAUCCAUAUGAUUGAUGGAGGGUCGCAAUGAAGGAAGGAUGUGUGAGCAACAAGGAGCCCUGUAUUGGAACCUAAAGGUAAUGCCCAAACUGCUCCCACCUGCAAAAAGGGAAGAGCGGUCUGGAAAGCCUGUUGGAAAUACUUCUUGGAUGUCCUCAGUGCCGUUUCUGGUGACAGGGGCAGACAGUGCCACAUUACAAGCAGUAACAGUUAGUGGAGGGUCAAAUAACUCAUUCUGGCACCAAAUUACCUAUGCUGUGGUGUUUCUCAAACCUAGGGAAUAGGCCUAGGGAUUCUUUUCAAGAAAAUGUUUUAUUUUCCUCAACCAUCUAACAUGGUGUAUAAAAGAGGCAAGUGUUGCUUUGUCGUAGAUUGUUGGGGCUGCUUCUACCUUGUAUUGCUUUCCAAAUCUCCGGUUCGCCCAGCCUUACAAAGGGUAGAAGUUGCCUGCAGAAUGCCACGCCCCAGCUCUGACCCAAUUAGACAUCAUUAUAGGGCCACUGGUGCCCCUGCUGGCUGGCCUUGGAAGCCAGCACCAGCAAUGUUAUUAAAAUCUUCACCAGCAUCUCUUGCUUAGAGAUGGCACACCAGGUUGUGUGCUGUUCACCAGCAUAUCUCACUUUAGAGAAUGAUACCCCAUGCUCCUUUUUGGUGACAAAAAGUCCCUCCCAGCCCUUUCGUGGGGCUGACCUCCACAUGCAGGCCUGACCGCUCACAGGACUUCCAUCCUUCGGCCGCAGUCAUUGGGCCACGAUGGGCCAGUCAGCGUCAUCCUUUCAGCCUUUCUCCCAGAGCAGGUUUAGAGAAACCCUUUCAGCUAGGAUUGCUUCUCUGGGGAGGACAGGCGCUUGGUGCAGCUCCUCUUCAGGGUCCUCCUACCUGAAGGAGAGGACCGAGUGCUGAUGAUGUUUGGGCUGCUGGGUCCAGCUAUGUGUUAAGAAGAGCCAAAAAAUGGAGAGGGAGGAGGUCCUGGUGACUACACUGGGGUUCCGUAACGCUGCCUGCGGGACGCUCAUCAUUCCAGAUCGUCCUCUCACGUGAGUCUUCAGUUCACUUUCUUUUCUGCUUAAGGUCCUUUAAGUUCGAUUUUUCUCCAGGAAUCGCAGCAUGUCCUGGUGUGCCAUGUCCACAGUCCACUCCUGGGUACAGGUGAUCCUACCCCGUGGUUUCCAAAGGCAGCCUCUCCACUCACCUCUGUGCCCUCUUUCUUUCAAACGGGGGUCGUCUUUUGGUCCCUGGGUAAUUUAACAUUUGCUGGAGUUUUUCUUAAAAAAUGAGAUUGAUUUCCUUUUCUAGAAUCAUGUUUAUUUGAAUUACGUUUAUUCAAAUCAUGUAUAUUUGGCACCAACAUACCUUUAAGCAGAGUAGUUCAAACUCUUGUUUUAUAUGGAAAUUGUUUGAUGAAGUGAUUUGCUCCCCAGAACAUAAACGCCCCAUGAGAGCAGGAACCAUGUCUGUUUUUUCUACUUCUGUACCCUUCAUAUGCCCAAUAAAUGCUUGUUGACGGGGUGAAUGCACUUAUCAGCCAGGUGGUCCCUUAUCUGAAAUUACAGCUGAUUCCCCAGUUAUUGCUUCUUUUACACCUGAGACUCCCAGCCUGAGGCAAUAAGAACAUUCAAGGCCUAAAUUAAAAAUGCAGACUCCAGAAGGGUGACAUCAUGUAAAACGGCAGAGUAGGAAGCUCUGGAAUCGGUCCUUUCACUGUAACAACCAGAAAAGCACGGGGGCAGGGGAAUGAUCAGAACCAAUGAUUUCAGGAACUCCUUACAUCUAUUUUACCUCGAUAUACAGACUCCAGACUCUUCCCUGAUGCUUCUGAUUGAGAAAGUCUGUGUUGGUUGGUAAUCUGCACUCUAGGUGUUUCUUAUCUUUCAACAAGGAGGUGAGCACUGGUGCCAGAUACUAAACACUGGCUCCCUUGCAAGAUGCUGAGAGGCUCCUGACUUCUGCUUGGCUCUUCCCUUUGCAGUGCUUUGCUACAGCAGGUGCUCAGUACAACUUUGCUGAAUGAAUGAAGGGGGAGAUGGGACUCGCCAAAGGGCCUUGGAUUCGAGUGACCCCCCACCUGCUCCUUUAUGCAGGGCCCAGUUCUUUGUUGACACAGACAAGCACUGCUACGUCCCAGUGCUGACUUUUCCAGCCAACCUAGAGCCUCUUUUUCUUGAGCCAAAGGGAUUCUUUGGCAACACAUCUUGUUGUGCCUGGUUACCUGAUCUUUUAGUGUAAAACAGCCUUUUGCUAUUGAAAAUCAAACCAGAAAUAGAGUCAACCAGUCCCUGGUAUCUCUAAGUUGUGCAAAUUCAUACCAUGUUACCCUUCUGUAUUUUAGAACCUGGGCACACCAGGAACUCAUUGAACUCAAGUUGCGUUCAUAAUUACUUGAGUUCAUUGAACUCAAGUAAUUAUGACCGAGGCCAAAUCUAGUUCACUACAAAGAAAUUGCAUGUAGCAAAGUGAUCCAGGCAAGUGUCUUUCAACCAACAGGGGAUUUAUCAGCAGUAAUUCGCAAUGUUUAUUUUUAACAGCUGGUUAAAGCAUGCAAGUAAUUAAAAAAUUCUUCAUUACUAAUAUGCAAGAUUUUAAUCUUGGCAAGUAUUCUACAUAUCUUUUGCUCUAGCCUCCCAGUGGAGCCAUAUUUCAGAUCCAAGAGUAAAAUACUGUCUUACCCAUAUAUAUAUUUUAACAUAUGUAUAUAUGUUAUAAGAAUGAGUCGUCUUUUGCUCUUAACAGUCACUAGGAGUUAGUGUCCUGAAUAGAUAAUAAUAAGUCUGAAAUGUUGCCCAGGUUUUAAGGGGAAUUAUUUGCACAUUGCUGGGCAAUUACAACACCCCCACUCCACUGAUUUAUAGUCCUGUGCCUUUCAUAGGGGAUUUAGCUUCUGGGAAUGUUCAACAUGAAGCUAAUGAUCAAUAUUAACCUGUCACCCUAGUUAACUAAAUUACUCAAAGAUGAACAUUGUUAAUAGUUAAUUGCUACUAUUUGUUGAGAGUUUACUCAGGAUAAGGCUUUCUAAUUUUUUUUUCUUUUUUUUGAGAUGGAGUUUUGCUCUUGUUGCCCAGGCUGGAGUGCAAUGGCGUGAUCUCAGCUCACUGCAACCUCCACCUCCUGGGUUCAAGCGAUUCUUCUGCCUCAGCCUCCUGAGUCAAUAGGAUUACAGGCGCCCACCACCACAACCGGCUAAUUUUUGUUUAAUUAGCGGUGAUUUGGGGUUUCGCCAUGUUGGCCAGGCUGGUCUCAAACUCCUGACUUCAGGUGAUCCACCUGAGGCUUUCUUUAUUUCUUAGGCUUAUUUAGCUUUCUUAAUGUCUUUAAGAAACAGAUCAAUUUAUUAUCUCCAGUUUACAUGGGAGGAAACUGAGGCUUAGGGAGAUGCAGUACCUUGCCCAAGGGUACCCAGCGUCACCAGCUAGGAAGUGGCAAAACUUAAAUUUGAGCCAGGUUUACUUGAAUCCAAGACCAAAUUUUUUUUUUUUUUUUUUUGAUAGAGUCUCGUCUGUCACCCAGGCUAGAGUACAGUGGCACAGUCAUGGCUCACUGUUGGCUCGAACUCCUGGGCUCAAAUGAUUGUCCUACCUCAGCCUCCCAAGUAACUGGGACUACAGGUGCAUGCCACCACAUCCAGCUUUUAUUUUCUGUAGAGACGGUGUUUCACUAUGUUACCUGGGCUGGUCUUGAAUUCCUUGCCCCAAGCAAUCCUCUUGCCUCGGCCUCCCAAAGUGCUGGGAUUACAGGUAUGAGCCACCGAGCCUGGCCCAAACUCUUACCUUGUUGGAGGUGGUUUUAUCACGUUAGCAUGACAUUAUUCAAGGCUAAGUGUUACUCGAACUUCAUUUGCAAUUAAAGUAAACUAUUUGUUACAAAAAAUGAGUAACUGUAAAUAGUGACUUCUGCUACACAAACUAAGUUACAGAAGCAAACCAUUAUUUUGUCAUGUGAGUAUGUAUUACGUAGAGCUGAGGUGUGUGGGCGGGGGGUGCUGUUAAUCUACUGGAAUUCCAUGUAUUUUGUGAGGAGCAUGGAUGUUAGAGCCAUACUUAAUAGCCCAGAGGACAUCCUCCAGGAAGACUUGUUUGUGUACCUAAUCAAAUACUGAUAUUGGUCACAUUGCACAUGUCCUAGUCUCUCCUCUAAAUCAGUAUCUUGAGAGCAGAGCCCAAGUAUUAUUCGCUGCUGAUGGCUCUUUGCCUCCCCUGCAGUCUUACACUAUUCUGGGCGUGGAGCACAGACCUAAUAAAAAUCUUUCGAAGUAAUGAAAAUGCAAAGUCCAGCCUGUAGAGGUGCCCUUAGAUGUUUAAAUUCUCCCAAAGAAGGGUGAACUUUUUACAAAGCACUUCACAGUGGAAGUGUCUCUGAGCACAGCAAAUACCUUAAGUUUGGGCCCAAGUGGAAAAGAAAUAUUUGGUAGUGGGUGAUUAUAGCCCUUCAGUGCUCAAGGGACUCAUGCAUUUGCUUGCACUUCCUUAUGCCUGUCCUGGAGCCAUCUCUUAUUUGCAAUGUGACUUUGAGCAAAUGCCUCUCAUCUGUAAAGUGGAGAUAAAACAUUCCCUGCUUAUCUCUUGGGGGAACUUGUAUGGAUUUAAUGGCACAGAGGCCUUUUGUAACCUGUACAAGAACUAUGCACAUGGAUCCUUAAUUAAUAGUGUUUCUGCUGGGAAAGAUGGAAGGGUUUGGAGGGGAAGCUGGUGUCUACAGGAAGAGAUGCAAGACAUGCUAGUGGAGUUUGAGACGUUCAAAUGGAAUGUUCAGUAACUAAUUAGCAACAUAAGACUGUAGUUUGAAAAAAACAACUGCAUAUGCGGGUAGAGAUGGUUCAGUGAAAAUGUUUCAUUGAUUUCCUGCCAUAUAACAGGUAUUAGUUUAUUUACCGUGGCUUUUCUUUUUUUCUUUUGAGACAUGGUGUCACUCUGUCGACCAGGCUGAAGUGUAGCACUGUGGACACAGCUCACUGCUGCAGUGCCCUCCUGGGCUCAGGUGAUCCUCCUAAGUAGCUAGAACCACAGGUGCACCAGCACACCUAGCUAAUUUUUCUGUCGUCUUUUGUAGAGACAGGGUCUCACCGUUUUGCCCAGGCUGGUCUCAAACUCCUGGCCUUAGGUGAUCCUCCUUCCUCAGUCUCCCAAAGUGGUGAGAUUACAGGAAUGAGCCACCGUGCCCAGCCUACCAUGUUUUUUUUGUUUGUUUGUCUGUUUCAGACGGAGUUUUGGUCUUGUGGCCCAGGCUGGAGUGCAGUGGCACAAUCUUGGCUCACUGCAACCUCCGCCUCCCAGGUUCGAGUAAUUCUCCUGCCUCAGCCUCCCAAGUAGGUGGGAUUACAGGUGCCCGCCACCACGCUCAGCUAAUUUUUGUAUUUUUAGUAGAGAUGGGGUUUCACCAUGUCAGCCGUGAUGGUAUCGAACUCCUGAGCUCAGGUGAUCCACCCACCUCGGCCUCCCAAAGUGCUGGGAUUACAGGCUUGAUACCAUGGUUUUCAAUUACUCAAUUCAGUCACGUUUUGAGCUCUAAACUGAAAAUGAGUUUUUCUUUUCUUGAGAUUGCAGAGUCAAUUACACCAUGCUAGAGAACAAGUAGGCAUCUAUGCCUCUCUGCUCUAAAUUUUGAUGUCUAUAAACACCCAUAGCGGUGUGUGUUGGUUUUAAAUUGUGGGGCUAGAAAGCCAACCCAAAAUCAUCAAGCUUUUAUUUCUACACAUUCAGAGUGCUUCUGUGUAACUUAGAUUUAAAAGUAACUAUACAAAUAAUGCAUAGAUGUAUUUUUCUUAUAUAAUGUUAAAAUAUUACGGAUAAGGCCAAAGACCCCUUUUACUAAUGUCCCCAAAUUUCAUAUAUGUAUAUAUUUGUAUAGAAAACAGGGCUGUGGUGUUCAUGUCUUUCCCCAUACUACUGUCUCCCACCUCACAGUUCCUUCUGCUACUACGGUUUCUCACUCAAUAGUACAGCAUGGUGAUCUAUUGAUAUUAGUAUAUAUUCUUUAUUUGCUGACAUAGGAGGUCACCGGGUAUAUAAAGAUGAUAAGCAUAUGUCCUAGUUGGCCUAAGACAGUUCUGGUUUCAUGCCUGUAGUCCCACCUUAAUUUUUAAUAGUGCUUCCUUUCACUCUCAGGUAUGUCCCAUUUUGUAUAAUAAAUUGUACGAUCACCCUAUAUAUAAGACACAUAGUUAUAUGAAGAAUUAAGCAUUUUUCAUAACAGAUGUAUUAGAAGUUAUUGUGAACUGAUUUUGAGGGGAAAAAAUCUCAUUUUGUACUAGAAUAGAAUAUAGUAGAAAAUCCUGAAUUCUGGGUAUGUAGCAGUAUUCUACCAACAUUGAAAUAUUAAUAAAAAAUUACCUAAAGAAAA